This is a messenger RNA of Hippocampus comes (tiger tail seahorse), 1576 nucleotides long. It is a transcript of the gene mospd1, whose product is annotated as motile sperm domain containing 1. NCBI's taxonomy places the organism in Eukaryota, Metazoa, Chordata, Actinopteri, Syngnathiformes, Syngnathidae. The record is from RefSeq and is a predicted model, not a curated record. Gene Ontology annotation, cellular component: cytoplasm. The coding region runs from base 272 to 1054 and encodes 260 amino acids. The transcript has 7 exons.
GUGUAAAGAACGUAAACAACAAACACUUCUUGUCAAGUCGUUUUGUUGACGUCUUCGCACGUUCUCCGAAGCCUUCCCAGCAUGCACCGCGAACUCUGCAGCCUAUUAUUGACAAAACAGACUAGAAAGGAAGAGCAGCCCUGGCAUCGGCACAAGAAAACCCCGGCGGUGACAUUAACCUGACAAUUGAGAAAAUUUCAAGCCUUCACUGAACCUAACAUGGACACAAGGAUGUGAGAGGAAGCCGGCAUACCUAAAGAAACCCCAUGCAAUGCCAUGCCAUAGAACCCAGGGGUGCCAUUUUCUUUCACACAGCCUGCUAGAGUUUGCAAAGCGAGGGAAGAGGGGGCCCGGGCACACUGUGGACGGGGGCCGGAAAAGAGCUCAGUGGGUGCCAAUGCAGCAGCAGCAUCGACAGCCUGAGCUGGUGGAAGGAAACCUUCCCGUGUUCGUGUUCCCCACUGAGCUCGUCUUCUAUGCCGAUGAGCAGACGUCUCACAAGCAGGUGCUCACCCUCUACAAUCCCUAUGAGUUUGCUCUCAAGUUUAAAGUGCUGUGUACAGCGCCAAACAAGUACACUGUGGUGGACGCCACCGGAGCUGUCAAGCCGCAGUGUUGUGUUGACAUCGUAAUUCGACUACGAGACGUGCGGCCAUGCCAUUAUGGCGUGUACGACAAGUUCCGCCUGCAGGUGUCGGAGCAAAGUCAACGCAAAGCUCUGGGCCGCAAGGAGGUCACGGCCACGCUCCGUCCCUCGGCCUUGCAGGAGCCUGGCGGCCUCCGUUCACAAGAUGAUGAGCGCAGGGCCAAAGACCAGCUGGCGGACAGCGAGUUUUUUGAACAGACUGUUUUUCAAACAGAGAGCCGUCCUGCCACUGGAGGGCCCAGUUUGUUGACGGUGCUAUUGGGGCUGGUGUGCGUGGCAGCCCUGAUGCUCCCAACUCUGGGGGAGCAAGAAUCCACUGUGCCUGUCUACCUCCACUUAAGUGUUAACAAGAAACUUGUAGCUGCUUAUGUUCUCGGACUUCUCACAAUGGUCAUCUUGCGCACAUGAAAUGGAUGAAGCUGAGGGGGGCUGAACAAAUCAGACAUUGCCACACACACACCUACUAUUGUUUCAUUGGUCAAGCUGGCUACGGGUGGGGGGUUUGUCUCCCCAUACAUCUUCACAUCUGAAACAUUUGAGUGUUAUACGUUACAACUGCAGGUUUGUUUGUGGCACAUUGAUGUAAACAGACCUGUGGCGUGUCCUUGGGCAGGACCUGUGAAGAAGCAUGAUUCUUCCGAUCUAUUGCGAUGAAACUGAAGUGAGCAGCAGUGUGAAUGAAAAUGCACCCUACAUACAUGUGUAUAAAGCCAUACCAAUUUUCUUACUGUAUUUACUUGUAACCAACAUUAUUGAUGUUUCAAAUCAAGUGGAUUGAAGAAGACGCAAUGCAGUUUUCUGCAUGUAUCGGUACCAAUCUGAAUUAAUUUUUUUUUCAAGCAAUCGUGUUACGAAAAAGCCUUUUGCUAAAAAUACAUGUACUAUUCCAAUAUUCCAAACAUUCAAUAAAGUGUCAGUACAGAAACCUGG